UGGAAUGGAUUACAGAGAGGUCAUAAAGGAGUCAUUACGUCAUUCUGUCAUGAUGUUGGAUCUUUUGAGGAUGCAUUUAAGAUUGAAAGGUUGAUUCAGGAUUUUGGAUUUCGACAAGUUGAUCUCGUAGAAGAAAGUAUAAUAACAAUUUCAUUUUUGGAAGAUAAUCAAAAGAAGAAAAUGAAAUUAUAUUAUGACCCAUUAUUUGAUUCUUGGAAGAUUCAAAAGGUUACGAAAAAUUUUCAACGACACGCAAUUAUAGAUAUCAUUUCGGGAAACAAAACCUCCAAUUUACGUUUUAUUAUCAAGUCUCAAAUAAUGAUUCCAAUAAUCAAAAAAUAUUACAAAAUCAUCAAUAAUCUACAGAGAUCAAACAGGUUUCUUGGAAGAAUGUACUUGAUGAGUGGGAAAGUACCAUUACAACUCGAUUGUCACAAAAUGUUCAUCCGACAAGACGAUUUUCCUUUAAAUAGUAAUUUCAAAUGUACGAGAGUUAGACAAUCAAUUAUCAAAAAACGAUUUAUAAAUGAAAGUUAUCAACUUAAUUUCAUGUCGACCUUACAAGAUGAAGAAGGAAUAGUAUCUUCGGAGGAUACUAUAAAUUUAAUCCAUAAUUCUUGGAUUUCACCGUCAUCGUCGGAACGCAAUUCUAUCAGCGAAACUAUAAAUUUCGCGAGAAAGUUAACUGGAAUGAUCUGA
Funneliformis geosporum is the source of this 699-nucleotide messenger RNA. The record is from the annotation of a GenBank genome assembly. Lineage: Eukaryota; Fungi; Glomeromycota; Glomeromycetes; Glomerales; Glomeraceae.